Molecule: messenger RNA, 3068 nt
Organism: Physella acuta
Lineage: Eukaryota; Metazoa; Mollusca; Gastropoda; Physidae
Product: ferroxidase HEPHL1-like
Biological process (GO): iron ion transport
Cellular component (GO): plasma membrane
Molecular function (GO): copper ion binding; oxidoreductase activity
Source: RefSeq, a predicted model, not a curated record
AACAGCAGACAGGUACCUACUCAGAGGUCAAGGCCGUAUCGGACGUCUGUACCACAAGACGAUCUACUACGAGUACACGGACAACACGUACACCACAGAGGUCAUCAAGCCGCCGUACCAAGGCCUGCUGGGUCCCACCAUCCGGGCUGAGGUGGGCGACAUCAUCAACCUCCACUUCUACAACAACGCUUCCAGGAACUUCUCCACGCACGCCCAUGGCUUGUUCUACUUAAAGGGGAGUGAAGGAGCUUUGUACCUGGAUGAGACCAGCGGUCUUCUCAAAGAGGACGACCACGUCAUGCCUGGUCAGCGCAUCCUCCAAAAGUGGGUCGUCACUGAAAACGACGCCCCGACCCCCGAGGACCCCAACUGUAUCCCCUCCGUGUACCACUCCCACAUUUUCUCCAAGAACGACAUCCCUACUGGCUUGUUUGGUGUUAUCGCUGUUUGCAAGAAAGGCGUGCUGGACAGCUCCAACCGUCGAACUGACGUGGACAUCGACAUCCCUCUUGUCGUCAUGAACUGGGACGAGAACCUCAGCAACUACAUCCUGGAGAACAUUGACCUCUACUGCGGCGACCCUGACCUCUGUCGUCGUCUCCUGAAGGUCAACGACCCAGAUUUUAUUGAGAGUAAUUUGAUGAAGUCAAUCAACGGCCGGGGUUUGUUCUGUGUCGGUGACAAGGUCGCAUUUUACGUGGUUGGGUUCGGUAACGAGAAGGACGUCCACUCUAUGUAUUUCCAUGGUCAGAACCUCAAGUUCCAGGGCAAGAGGGGCGACACCAUCCCAGUGUACAGCGCCACCUUUGUAGCCGCUGAGACAACCCCGACCAACCCAGGAAAAUGGUUGCUCGUCGAUUUUGUGGACGACCAUCAAAAAGAGGGCAUCGCUGCCUUUUACAACGUAAGGAACUGCCCUGAGAAUCCAUACCAGAGUUCCCCAAGCUAUGGCGGGGAAACCAGGGAAUAUUUCCUGCAGACUGAGGAACUGGACUGGGACUACGGUCCGACAGGAUAUGACGCCAGGACUGGUCUCGCUCUGUUAGACAAAAGCAGUUCCUCCUUCAUGUUCUUUGUCCGUAACGCCACCCGCUUUGGUGGGGUGUACAAGAAGGCCCAGUUCGUCCAGUACACUGACUCCUACUUCAAGACCAGAGUCACGCGCUCAGCCAAGGAGUCAUACCUGGGCGUCAUGGGGCCAGUCCUCAGGGUGGAGGUCGGGGACAGGCUGGUCGUCACCUUGAAAAAUUACAUCCCCUACCCGGUUUCGUUCCUGCCUCAUGGCAUGAGGUACGAUUUUUCUGAGGAGGCAAAAGACGGCCCAGGUGUACCAGGUGGUAAAGUCGGCUACAACCAGGUCCACACCUACACCUUCGACGUGCCCACCAACCUGCUGGAAGGUUCUAAAGAACCCUGCGUCAGCUUCCUGUACACGUCAUCACAUGACGUCAUCGGUGAUCACAACGCCGGGUUGGUUGGGCCACUGCUGGUGUGCCAGACAGGCUACCUGGCCAGUCCAUACAAGCCGCUGGAGUUCUUUGUUCUCCUGGCCACGUUUGAUGAAAACAAAUCUUUGUUCAAACUUCCUAAACCGGAACCUGGCGACGCCAUCCCUUACCUGAUGUCCAACAUGCGAUCCACUGUCAACGGCUACUCCUACGGCAACAUGCCCGAGAUUAAAGUGUGUGUCGGCGAUGACGUCAUCUGGCACGUCAUGAACCUCGGCUCCUUCCUUGACGUCAACACCAUCGUCUUCGACGGCAACACCUUUGAUGAGGAGGGGACUCAUAGAGACGCUAAAGGUCUAAUCGCCGGGGUUACUGCUUCACUCUACAUGAAGCCAGACAAUCCAGGCAGAUGGAUGCUGUACUCACAAACAACAACCGCACGAGACAACGGCAUGUUCGCCUUCUACACGGCACUCGACUGUGACGGACAAAUCGCCAAAUAUCCGGCUCCGUACGGAAAAGUCCGGGAGUACUACAUCGCCGCUGAGGAAGUGUACUGGGAUUACUCUCCCUUAAUGAGAAGUGUGAUAAAUGGCGCUGACCUUAAUGACCCAAGCACGGAGGGACACAUCUUCGUCUUCCACAACAACUACUUCAUCGGUCACGUGUACAAGAAGGCCGUGUUCAGAGAGUACACGGACAAGACGUUCAAGGUCAAGAAACCUGGCAGGUUCGACAUUCUCGGAACCGCCCUGAAGGCCGAGGUCGGUGACGUCAUCAAGAUCACCUUCUACAACAAGGCCAGCAGACGAUACUCUAUCCACAGCCACGGUGUCAUGACCAGUCAAAAAGACAACGGUGGUGACUACGGCUCCUCCGUGAGUGCCGGCCCAGGUGAGACCGUCACCUACACCUGGAUGAUCCCAGCGAGGUCAGGUCCCGGCCCCAACGACCCCAACUGUAUCCCGUGGGUCUAUUACUCCGGCGUGGACACCGUCAAGGACGCUAACUCGGGUCUGGUCGGAUCCCUGGUUGUGUGCAAAUCUGGCAUCCUGGACCAGUACUCCGUGAGAAAGGACGUCAACACGGAGCUGUACGUCUACAUGUCUAUCAUCAAUGAGAACCUCAGCUGGUACCUGGAUGAGAACGUUCGUCUGUACGCUCCAGGCAGGGUUGGCACCAACUACCUAGCUGAUCCUAAUUUUGUUGAAAGCAACAAGAUGCACGCCAUCAACGGUAAAGUCUUCGGGAACACCAACAACUUGGUGGUGAGCUACGGGGACAAGGUGGCGUUUUACAUGCUGUCACUUGGUGCUGAGCUUGACCUGCACACCAUGCACACCCACGGACACACCUUCGUCCACACCAGUGAGAAACACCGAGAUGACGUGGCCCAAAUCUUCCCCGGCAUGGCCGAGUCUGUCGAGGUCAUCGCGGACAACCCCGGCCAUUGGCUGAUCCACUGUCACGUGAUGGAUCACAUGGCUGCCGGCAUGGAGACCCCGUACACCGUCCUCCCCCCUCCAGGUCAGAAAAACAAGUAUAGUGGAACAUCCUACACAUCCAACUCGCUCUAUGGAUCUGCCUUCAAGUCAGGAUAAUCAGAGUUCAGCAUUCCAC